CUUACUCCUUUGAUGAUCUUUGUCGAUUCAAUUCUCGUUUAAUUAUAUGCUUACAGUAUGCGUUUUUGCUCUCCGAUCUGCACACUGAUGUCUAUUUAUCAUUGUUAUUUUUGCUCUCUGUGAUGUUUUUGUAUUGUUUACGAUUGACUGAUAACGCGUCUGUAUACUCUGAUGUUCUUGUGGUUUGUGAUCGGAAUGAAAACCCUCGGGAAACACUUAAAAUCAAGGCUGGAAUCUCUUAUCUGCUCUGUUUUGCUGGAAAGCAUUUUCAAAAUGUCUUUCUUGUGAUGAAACACUUUAAAAUGAGCUUGAGAUUUGGCUAUCUCUAUGAUGCCAUAGGCCUUUGAUCCGAGGGAACAUUUCGUAUCAUUUUAACACUAGUCCUGAUAGAGUAUACUUUCUUGUCUUGUGAUUAGUUUGUUAUACAUUGGCUUUCAUUUGUCUGAAUCGCUUACACUCGUUUAGAAUUUGUAUUUCUCUUUCUUAAGAGAUGAAACAUAUAUUUGCAUACCUGUAUUUUUUUUUUGUUUUCUUUAUUUAUAAAUGUUUCUUCUAUUGUUUCAUUUCAUAAUUUGUUAUUGCAUAUUGCUGUUUGUUUUUUGUUUGCUUUUUGUACAAAUUGUUCUGUUAUUGAUUUAUUUAUGUUAUUGGAUAUUACUGGUUUUAGGAAUUGGUUUGGUGUUCAUUGAUCUGUUGUAUGAAUUUCUGCUAUCUUCUGAAGAGUUAACUUAUAUUUACAUAUAUCUGAUUUAUUUGUUAGAUUAUGAGUCUUGCAUCAUAUAGGACACGUUUUUUGGUUGUUUGUUGAUUGCUUCAUUAUUUUCUUCAUCGUUGUGUAAAAGACAUCUUAUUUUGGCAAUGUUUAUUUGGAGUAGAGUUAUGUCUCACAGAAAGUUUGAGCAUCCAAGACACGGUUCUUUGGGUUUCCUUCCAAGGAAAAGGGCUAACAGGCAGCGUGGCAAAGUGAAGGCCUUCCCCAAGGAUGAUCCUACAAAGCCUUGCAGACUCACUUCCUUCUUGGGGUAUAAAGCUGGGAUGACUCACAUUGUCAGAGAAGUUGAAAAACCUGGAUCAAAGCUCCACAAGAAGGAAACAUGUGAAGCUGUGACUGUGAUUGAGACACCUCCGAUGGUGGUUGUUGGUGUUGUUGGGUACGUGAAGACACCCCGUGGUCUGCGAUCUCUAACCACUGUCUGGGCUCAGCAUUUGAGCGAAGAAGUGAGGAGGAGGUUCUACAAGAACUGGGCCAAGUCUAAGAAGAAGGCUUUCACCAAAUACUCUAAGAAGCAUGAAACCGAAGAAGGUAAAAAAGACAUUCAAAGUCAAUUGGACAAGAUGAAGAAGUACUGCACUGUCAUCAGAGUUCUUGCCCACACUCAGAUAAGGAAGAUGAAAGGACUCAAGCAGAAGAAGGCUCAUCUGAAUGAGAUUCAGGUCAACGGUGGAGACGUAGCAAAGAAGGUUGACUAUGCCUACAGUCUAUUCGAGAAGCAAGUCCCUGUGGAUGCUAUCUUCCAGAAAGAUGAAAUGAUUGAUAUCAUCGGUGUCACUAAAGGGAAAGGUUAUGAAGGUGUGGUUACAAGAUGGGGUGUGACCCGUCUUCCAAGGAAGACUCAUCGUGGACUCCGCAAGGUGGCUUGCAUUGGAGCUUGGCACCCUGCUAGAGUCUCUUACACAGUGGCUAGAGCUGGGCAGAACGGGUACCACCACCGUACUGAGGUGAACAAGAAGAUUUACAGGCUUGGUAAAGUUGGCCAAGAGACUCACACAGCCAUGACCGAGUUCGACAGAACCGAGAAGGAGAUCACACCGAUGGGAGGGUUCCCGCACUAUGGGAUAGUGAAGGAAGAUUAUUUGUUGAUCAAGGGAUGUUGCGUGGGGCCGAAGAAACGUGUGGUGACUUUGAGACAGAUGUUGUUGAAGCAGACUUCUAGGGUUGCAUUGGAGGAGAUAAAGCUCAAGUUCAUUGACACGUCUUCUACUGGUGGACACGGUCGUUUCCAGACUGCUGAGGAGAAGGCCAAGUUCUAUGGUAGAGUCAAGGCUUAGAUUUUUUUUUCAAAUCCCAUUAAAACAUUUUCUUUUUCGGAUUCGUUGUUUUUCGAGUUUCUUUCUUUGUUGGCCUUUUUGACGUUGGUACUUGUUCUUUUGACGUUUGAGCAUUCUCUUCCAUUUUGGUUUGAUUUGACUUUGAUUUUAAAACGCUACUUUGUCUAAAUCGAAGAGCAGAAAUCUAACCGCCAUUUGGUUCCGUUCUGUUUUAA
This is a messenger RNA of Brassica napus (rape), 2264 nucleotides long. Its product is annotated as 60S ribosomal protein L3-2-like. NCBI's taxonomy places the organism in Eukaryota, Viridiplantae, Streptophyta, Magnoliopsida, Brassicales, Brassicaceae. Gene Ontology annotation, cellular component: ribosome; cytosolic large ribosomal subunit. Gene Ontology annotation, biological process: translation; ribosomal large subunit assembly. The transcript has 3 exons. The coding region runs from base 859 to 2049 and encodes 396 amino acids. Gene Ontology annotation, molecular function: RNA binding; structural constituent of ribosome. The record is from RefSeq and is a predicted model, not a curated record.